Lactuca saligna is the source of this 2697-nucleotide messenger RNA. NCBI's taxonomy places the organism in Eukaryota, Viridiplantae, Streptophyta, Magnoliopsida, Asterales, Asteraceae. The record is from the annotation of a GenBank genome assembly.
AUGGUGGUUCUAUCUGAACUUCCAGAAGGAUCUUCAUCUUCUUCAUCACCUCAUGGUUAUAGUUCAUCAGCUCAUGUUCCUACUUCAUCAACUCAUGGUUAUAACUCAUCAACUCAUAAUCAUAGAUAUGACGUAUUUUUAAGUUUUAGAGGUGUUGACACUCGUCAUAGUUUCACUGAUCACCUUCAUAAGGCCCUCAUUCAUGCCAACAUAACUACCUUCUUGGAUGAUGAAGAGAUCGACACAGGGGAGGAUCUGAAACCGGAACUAGACAGUGCGAUUAAGGCAUCUCAGGCUUCUAUUAUUGUGCUGUCUAAGAAUUAUGCUUCUUCAACAUGGUGCCUGGAUGAAUUGGUGCUGAUCCUUGAGCAGCAUAUGACAUCCAACCAUAUUGUCAUCCCAAUAUUUUAUCAUGUGGAGCCCACACAUGUCAGGAAGCAACAAAGUAGCUUUGGAGAUGCAAUGGCUAAGCAUAAACAGACAAUGGAGGCAGAGACAAAUGCAAAUAAAAGAAGUCAAUGGGCUCAAAAGAUGGACCGAUGGAACAAAGCGCUUACUCAAGUUGCUGAUUUAAAAGGGAAUGAGAUAAAUGGCAGGUUGGAGACAGUGUUUAUUGAAGAAAUUGUGAAGGACAUCCACCGUAGAUUACAUGUACACUUAAGGAGCGUUCGGCCACAACUUAUUGGGAUGAAGUAUCAUAUUAACUUUGUAACUUCAUGGUUGAAAGAUGGAUCCUCGCAUACAGCAGACAUACUUACUAUUUAUGGUAUAGGCGGGACCGGGAAGACAUCUUUAGCCAAACAUGUCUAUGGGCUAUAUUCUCAUGAAUUCCACACAAGCAGCUAUAUUGAAGAUAUCACCAGGAAAUGUGAUGGGAAGUUUAAUGGGUUGCUUGAUUUACAAGAACAACUCUGCUAUGACAUUUCAAAAACAAGUUCAAUUAAAGCUCAUGCUGUUUCAGUAUACACCGCAAAGAUAGAGAAUGCACUAGCACGUAAAAGGGUGUUUCUAGUUCUUGAUGAUAUCAGUACCCUUGUUCAGUUGGAUGCACUACUUGGAAGCAAAGGCUUUCAUCCUGGAAGCAAAGUUAUAAUUACAACAAAGGACAAUUGGUUGACUCAGAGUUGUUCUUUAUUUAAAACAAACAUUAAACCCAAGCAUGAAAGGCAUUUGCUUCGAGGCUUAGAUUAUUUUGCAUCGCAACAACUUUUGUGUUCCCAUGUAUUCAUGUGCAACCAACCCAAGGCGGGAUAUGAAGAGAUGUCUGAUAAGCUUGUGAAGUAUUGUGAAGGACAUCCAUUGGCUCUUGAAAUUUUGGGAAAGUCUCUACAUAAUCGAGAUGUAGCUUAUUGGGAAGGGUGCAUCGAAGGGCUAAGGAAUGAAAUUAGUUCCCCUAUCAAUAAUGUCUUGAAAAUGAGCUUCGAUUCCUUGCCAUCAAAAAACGAUAAGGAGUUGUUUAAGCAUAUUGCUUGUUUUUUUGUUGGACUAGACAAAGAUGUUACCGCAACAAUAUUAGAGGCAUGUGAUAUAAACACAAGAUCCGGGAUCACGAAUCUCAUUGACAGAUGCCUUCUUAGUAUAGGACGAAAUAAUGAAUUGACGAUGCAUCAGUUGGUUCAAGAGAUGGGAAGAUUCGAAGUACGCCAAGAAUCACUUGACAAGCCAUGGAAGCGAAGUCGAUUAUGGUGUCAUAAGGAGUCAUUCAAAGUGUUGAAACAAAAGAAAGGUAAGGGAAAUCUUCUAGGCCUCACCAUUGACAUGUGCAUGCUUGAGAAAGAGAAGUUAGGUGUAUCAUAUGAGCUGAAAAUAGAUGCAUUAAGUAACAUGGAUAAUUUGAUGCUACUACAACUCAAUUAUGUGCGAAUGGAUGGGUCUUAUAAGAAUUUUCCAGAAGAAAUAAGAUGGUUGUGUAUGCAUGGGUUUCGUUUAAAGUCUAUACCUUUAGACUUACCGAUGAUGAAUUUGGUUGCUCUUGACAUGUCAUAUAGCAAUAUUGAAUCAUUUGUCGGUUGUUAUAAUAAUCCACAAUGGCUUGAGAAGAGGCAAAAUUUUGAUGGAUCGUUCUUAAAAGAGAAAAGGUUGCUUGGAUCAUUGAAGAUUCUUAAUUUAAGUUUUUGUAAACAACUCCGUAGUCUUGGUGAUUUUGACCAACUUCCUGCACUUGAGAGGUUAACAGUUAGAAAUUGUAUUGGUUUGCUCGAGAUAUGUGAAUCAAUCGAUCAAUGUGUUGAACUUGUCUUCAUCGAUUUGAGCUAUUGCAAGAAGCUUGAAAAACUUCCAAGAAACAUAGGCAUGCUGAAGAAUGUUAAAACAAUGUUGCUAGAUCGUUGCAGUCCUGGUGGAUCUCCAAUCCAGAAUUGGGAUAUGGAAUUGGGCAAGGCUAACAAAAUUGACAUAAAUACAAAAACCUUUUCCCCUGCCUUUGUGGGUGCCAUACCAAGUGAUUUGAAGUUGUUUGCAAGUUCUUUACCGAGUUCUCUAGUAAGUUUGUCAAUUGCAAAUAGUAAUUUGUCCACUAAAUCCUUUCCCAUGGACUGGAGUUGCCUAUCCAUGUUAAUGGAAUUAUAUUUAGAUGGCAAUCCUAUAAAUUCCAUGCCCAGUUGUGUGAGAACCCUUCCUAGGCUUGAGAUACUUGCUAUGAGGGACUGCAAUAAAUUGAAGUUAAUUGAGCAUCCUGUUGGGCUAGUGAAGCCAUAA